This is a messenger RNA of Gloeophyllum trabeum ATCC 11539, 2961 nucleotides long. RefSeq lists its product as uncharacterized. The transcript is spliced from 8 exons. Lineage: Eukaryota; Fungi; Basidiomycota; Agaricomycetes; Gloeophyllales; Gloeophyllaceae. The record is from RefSeq and is a predicted model, not a curated record. Gene Ontology annotation, molecular function: protein heterodimerization activity. The coding region runs from base 1 to 2961 and encodes 986 amino acids.
AUGCCAGCCGGCUCUGAGAGCCUCGCAGGCCAUCCAGGUCCCACGUAUAUUUCACCUCACUCGGCCGAGGUCAUCCUCUCCGAAAUCCGCCCAAUAAAACUCAAGGUCGACGCGCUCGCAUCUAUCAAUGUCUUUCUGGACGAACUGCUCUGGAAUGUCCUCAAUGCUUCGCGGUCGUUGACUACAGACAAACUGAAGGCGGGCUUGACGAAGGUGCUACCGACACCGCUGGGGAAAGAAGCGUUGCUGGAGGCGGAAGUCGAGUUGAGGGCGUACUGGGAGCGGACGAGUGCUUCUACACCGUCGUCGCCGCACAGGCCUGGAGAUGAUGAGAAGACGUUCAAUCUGGAUUUGGCUUUCGAGCUGCUCCGACUCAAGUGCCAGGCGUACUCGACGCUGAACGAUGCUGACGAGGAUCCGGAUGUGGAAACUCGUUUGUACGAGCGACUUCUGUCUGCUGGAGCGCCAGUUUCGCCACCAAAACCCGCGCUUGUCUCUCCUGCUGCAUUAUACUUGACCGCUAUACUUGAGUCAAUUUGCGAGCAUAUUCUCUCGAAUGUGGGCCGAGUUGCUGCCCGAGAUAGCAGCAGAACUACGGCCACUGUGCAUGACCUGUACAUAGCCCUAUGCGAGGAUGACGCUAUCUAUGGCCUCUUCAAGACUAUGAAGGUUUAUGAACAGAUAGAGGCCAUGUCGCGGCCUCGGCGAAGCAAAUCUUUCUCGCGACCGUCAGAUAAAGACGGUUCUCCUCUGCGCACAGGUUCCCCCAGCAAAGACUCUCAGGGUCGGCUGCGCUUAUCCUCGGACUCAUCCACCGCGCAUGGCCAUUCGAAUUUUGGGAAUAUACCCGCAGCAUCUACGUCCCGUCCUUCUUUUGAGAAAGCUCGAGCCUUGAAGAUCUUUUCAUCUCACAACCGGUCAUCCAGCGACCAGAAUCGGACUAUAAACGAUCAAGCGGAAGCCCAGAACGGGCAUAAGAAGUCUGAUUCCCUUCUCACCAACGGGUCAAAACCAUCCUUAGGGAGAGGUAACGAUAGGCCAGCCGCGCCUCUGGGAGAGUUCGAGGAUGAUGGCGACUCCAUGCACUUCGAAGAUUUAAUGGCUUCGGACACCACCAUGAAAGUCUCUUUGACCCCCGACAGACUGAAGACGAUGGAGAUGUAUAACAAGGAGCGGAGUCGACGCGAGGGCACUCGGACUGGCAAACCUAAUGCGCAGGAUGCCGUCAGGCCUGCCGGUAGUGAUACCGACGAUUCUUCCAGUCUAAACCCAAAACGUUCCCACGGUAACAGACGGCCCGUGUUGCGCCACGUGGAUUCUAUCAUCGAGGACGACGAGGAAAAUCAUGCUUCACUCCCUAAAGUCGCCCCGCGCGGCAAUGGACUUGCUCCUCCCGAACUCAUGCCCUCACGUCCUCCUACCUCGAACAACGCGCGUGCGCGCUCGAUCUCUACAUCUAAUGCUGUGAAUUCCAGGUCUCAGGCGCAAGGCUUGAAUCGCAAAGCGUCACUUAAUGUGGUAUCUUCGUCCUUCACUGAGUCUCCGGCUCACUCCCAGAAGAAAGACCGGCCAGUGCCCAAGCAACUGGACAUGUCAGGUGGAGGCCCGCAACGAACCCGGAAAAUUGGUCGGCGACGUGAAUCGUUGGACUUAGACGACAUCAUGAACGGUUCAGACGAUGAUGACGCAGAGUCCUUGAAACCGGUACCCAAGACGCCCAAGACGCCGAAAUCAGCCCAUCCAGUCGUAUCCAGCACAACUCGAGAGCUUAUGGAUUUCCUCGCGGAAGGCCCUCCCGACGUGCCCACUCUGCCGAAAACGACGAGUGUGACCUCGUUCGAGACCGCCAGGUCUCCUGGGAGAUCAUUCGGUUUGAGACGAAUGGUGUCCAAGCUGACUAGAGGUCCCUCGACGGAACAACUGAAUGGUCGUGACAAGCCCAGCGACGAAUUUGGUUCCGGCUCGCUCAGUCGGCGCUUACCUGGUGCGAGUGCCACCAGCGUUUCCUUGUCACAGCAGUCCCUAUCUUCCAAGCGGUCCUACUCGAACGUGGUUGUUGCCACCAGACCCCCUCGGUAUCCUCAGACUCUUGCUUCGCCUCCAUCCUCACCUUCACAAGGCUCGUCAGAGGAUGCGAACUCACAUUCGCCUCCGUCGUCCUACUCCCGUGGGACCGGCUUGUCCCGCGACGCCAGCGACCUGACUAUGACCUCGGUUGCUUCUUCCGUCGUGUCAAGUAGAUUAGAGGAGUCUCGGAAGACAGCUUCACCCUCAAUCGACGUAUCUUCGGUUGCGUCUCGGGGUCAGCGUAAAGAUAUUUCAAUCCAUCCGGUAGAAAGAUCAGAGGAGGACUCGAGUAAAAUCAAGUCUCCCAUCCGCGCCUUGCCUACGCCCCCUGCAUCUGGAUUCAAGGAAGCGGCUACCAAAGAUUCACAAGUUAAAGAAUCUCUUCCGACUGUGCAGGCGAAGCCGACCAAUGAGCGCCCCAAGUCCAAGGGCGGCAGGAACAUCCAGGCAACCGCAGCGGACGAACCGGCUGUCCUGGCUAGUCAAGCUGCCGGUAACCUCCCGUCUGUGGAUGAGAUUCGGGAUCUGCGUCGCCUCUUAUCCAAAGCCACCUCGGCCGACGAAUGUCGCCUACUGAUUGAUAUGUUGUUGGUGAAGUGCGGUUUUUCGUUGGACGAAGAUCCUCGAGCGGCAUAUCCUUCCCCUUCACCAUCUAUCGAUACCCCCCUCCCGUCUCAAGACUCUGGCCUUGAGCAGUCACUAGUGGAGUUACUCCUCUGCGGCAGCGCCGCUGAUGUAUCUCAGGACACCGGAAUCAAGGAGAAUAAUGACGCCACCGUCUCUCACCAACCCGCCUCUCAUACCAAUAAUUCCUCAGCGGUUCGGAAGCAGAGGCGUGAAGCAACGGACUUCUCGCAGGCGAUAGUGCCGCCAGUUAUACGCAUGGAAGGUUGA